Pisolithus orientalis is the source of this 648-nucleotide messenger RNA. RefSeq lists its product as uncharacterized. The transcript is spliced from 5 exons. Lineage: Eukaryota; Fungi; Basidiomycota; Agaricomycetes; Boletales; Pisolithaceae. The record is from RefSeq and is a predicted model, not a curated record. Bases 1 to 648 code for a protein of 215 amino acids.
AUGCAGUCCACCUCAAAGGCCUCAACACUGAGUUCAUUGACAUCCAUUCCAUCCUCUUGGGGACAGUCCCCUCUGGCUGAGGAGUGGCAUAACCGGUGGCUCAUGGACAAGGCCCGUGCCAAGGACAUAGACUUCCAGUGUCCCAGUUGCCAUGAACUCGAAGAGGGUGGUGCAAAGUGCAAAGAGCUACAUCCAUACUUUUGCUCAGGAAGAGAAUUCCCAUGUUGGAUAAGCCAGUCAUCAUCUCAGGGAUUUGUGAAAGGGCAUCUAAGUCUCAAGUGUGUGCCGAGUCCACCCUUAUUCUUGAGCUCAUCUGCACAGGAGUGGAAAUUCAAGUUUUGUCGGUGGAGUAUGAGGAUCAAAAAACUGGGUGAAAAGUUUGGUGUGUACACCUUCAAGCACAAGAUCAUAUUCAUUACUGUUCAUAGCAAAGUCACCCAUGGUGACCUGUUUGCAGGGAAGGGCAAGAGUGGUGAGGAUGUUGCAAUGGAGGUUGGUGAGUUCAUGAAAUGCCUGUUCGCUUCUCCCCUGCAAAACAUGGUCUACGGUUCUACACUGUUUAUGUUGACUUGUGGCCCUGUGGUUUCCUUUGAACAAUCAUUAGCAGUGUUGAAGCAAUCUAUUGUGCAGUCAGUUAUUAAUGAUUGA